AUGGCGUCUGUUAAACAGCUGCUUGAGAGAUCACUGAAUGAACUGAAAAACCCUGAACUGAAGAAAUUUCAGUGGCAUUUAAAGAAUGAUAAGCAUAUGUCAGAGUCUGAAAUGGAGAAUGCAGAUAGGUUAGACACAGUGGAUAAGAUGGUAGCAUGUUUUGGACAUAAAGACGCUGUGAAGAUCACAGUGGAGUUCCUGAGGAAGAUGAACCAGAAUAAUCUGGCUGAGCAGCUGGAGAAGAAUCACAAGCAAGGCUCAACUGCUCAAGCUGCUCUUCAUGAUUUCACAGAGACCAGCCUCAGACUGAAGAACAAAUUACAAAAGGAGUACAAGCGUAUAUUGGUUGGUAAUUCACAGACAGGUCAUCGGGAAUACCUGAACGAUAUCUACACUAAUUUAUAUGUGGUGGAGAAUGACACUGGAGGAAGAGUGGAUGACCAUGAGGUGAUACAGAUCGAAUCAAAUCGCAACCGAUUGACUGCCAAGGAGAAGCCAGUUGAUUGUAAUGAAAUGUUUCAAGUUCAGUGUGGCACGGGGCGAGAAAACAGAACAGUACUGACAAUGGGGAUCGCAGGAGUGGGAAAAACGGUCUCUGUCAAUAAAUUCAUCCUUGACUGGGCUGAAGGAACAAAAAAUCAGAAUAUAAUCUUCAUAUUUCCACUUCCAUUCCGUGAAUUGAAUUUGAUUAAAGAAGAGUACAGUCUCAUGGGACUGCUUCACAAAUACUUCUUUAGUCCUAAAGAACUGCCCUAUCUUCCUGAAGGUGAUGGUAAGGUUUUGUUUAUCUUUGAUGGGCUGGAUGAAUGUCGCUUUCCUUUGAGCUUUAAAGAGAGUGACAUAUUUACAAAUUUAAAUGAAAAAACAACAGUGAGUAAGAUAAUAACAAACCUUAUCAAGACACAUCUGGUUCCAUCUACUUUCAUCUGGAUCACAUCCAGACCAGCAGCUGCCAGUCUGAUACCCAGAGACUACAUUGAUCAAGUGACAGAGAUGCGAGGGUUUAACGAUCAGCAGAAAGAUCAAUACUUCAGAAAUAACUGUAAUCCAGAGGUUUCUGAAAACAUUAUCGGUCAUAUCAGGAAAUGCAGGAGUCUGUACAUCAUGUGCCACAUCCCCGUCUUCUGCUGGAUCACUCUGACUGUUCUUCAGCCUCUACUGGCUCAAGAGAGCAAUGACAAAACACCAACAACUCUCACAGGGAUGUACAUAAACUUCUUAAUUUCUCAGCAGCAACAGAUGGAAAGAAAAUACUGUGAUGACCCUCAACCAAAAGCCAAUGCAAGGUAUUUUGAUGAGAUUAUUCUGAAGCUUGGGAAACUGGCCUUUCAACAGCUUGAGAAAGGAAACCUGAUUUUCUACAAAGAAGAUCUUGAGGAAUGUGGACUAGAUGUCAGUGAAGGGACAGUGUACUCUGGGUUAUGCACUCAAAUAUUUAAAGAACAAAAGGCAAGAAAUGUUUACAGCUUUGUACAUCUCAGUGUCCAGGAAUUCCUUGCUGCCCUCUAUGUGUUUUUGAAGGGCACAGAUGAGAAAGCUGACAUGUUCAAUCAAUCCUGGAGUGAUAAACUGACAUGGAAAUUGUCCGAAAAGCCACUCUUUCAGCUUCAUAAAGCUGUAGUCAACAAGGCUUUACAAAGCAAGAACGGACACCUGGACCUUUUACUUCGGUUCCUUCUGGGUCUCUCACUGGAGACAAAUCAGAGAGACCUGAAGGAACUACUGCCAGUACUAAAACUCAAUACAGAGAACAUGAAAGACACUGCUGACUAUAUCAAAAAGAAAAUAGAAAAGGAAAAAUCAGUAGAGAGGACCAUCAAUCUCUUCCACUGUCUAAGUGAACUGAAAGAUAACUUUGUAGAGGAAAUGCAGAAGAAACUGACCUCAGGAAAUCUUUCAGCACAGAAUCUCUCCUCUGCUCAGUGGUCUGGUCUGAUGUUUGUGCUCCUCAUGUCAGAAGAGACUCAAGAGAUGUUUGAACUGCAGAAAUACGGAAGAUCUGAUAAAGCACUGAUGAGACUGCUACCAGUGAUCAAAAACACCAGAAGAGCACUGCUACAGCGGUGUAAUCUCACUGCUCAGUCCUGUGAAUGUUUGACUUCAGCUCUACAAUCCUCAAACUCUGUCCUGAGAGAGCUGGACCUCAGUAACAAUGACCUGCUGGAUUCAGGAGUGAAGCUUCUCUCUGAUGGACUGAAGAAUCCAAACUGUCAGCUGGAGAUACUGAGGUUGUCUGGCUGUAUGGUGACAGAGGAAGGCUGUGGUUAUGUGUCUUCAGCUCUGAGUUCAAACCCCUCACACCUGAGAGAGCUGGAUCUGAGCUACAAUCACCCCGGAGAUUCAGGAGUCAAGCUGCUCUCUGAAAAAUUGAAGGAUCCAAACUGCGCACUGGACAAACUCAAUGUGGAUCAUGGAGGAGAGAUCAGGAUUACAGCAGGACUACGCAAAUAUUCCUGUCAGCUCACUUUGGAUCCGAACACAGCGAAUAAACGCCUCCAUCUGUCUAAGAGGAACAAAGUUGUUACUGUUACUCUCAAAGAUCAGUCUUAUCCUCGUCAUCCAGACAGAUUUGGUGAUGUGAUUCAGGUGUUGUGUGAAGAGAGUGUGUGUGGACGCUGUUACUGGGAGAUUGAGUGGUCUUGGGAUGAUAUUCAUGUUGAUAUAUCAGUGUCAUAUAAGAGCAUCAGCAGGAAGGGACGGGGUAAUGAGUGUGUGUUUGGACGUAAUGAUCAGUCCUGGAGUUUGAUGUGCUCUGAAUUCCGUAACUCGUUCAUACACAAUAAUAUAAAGACUAAACUCCCUCUGGAGCCCAUCAGAAUAGGAAUGGAUCUGCAGAAUAGAAUAGGAGUGUAUGUGGAUCACAGUGCAGGAAUUCUGUCCUUCUACAGAAUCUACAAAGGCACAAUGAGCCUAAUCCACACAGUCCAGACCACGUUCACUCAGCCACUCUAUCCUGGGAUUAGGUUUCGUUCUCCAUUGUUUAUUGCCAUCAAUGAAGCAGUGAAACUGUGUUGA
Messenger RNA from Sinocyclocheilus anshuiensis, 3015 nucleotides. RefSeq names its product NACHT, LRR and PYD domains-containing protein 3-like. NCBI's taxonomy places the organism in Eukaryota, Metazoa, Chordata, Actinopteri, Cypriniformes, Cyprinidae. The coding region runs from base 1 to 3015 and encodes 1004 amino acids. The transcript has 6 exons. Gene Ontology annotation, molecular function: protein binding. The record is from RefSeq and is a predicted model, not a curated record.